This is a messenger RNA of Anguilla rostrata (American eel), 2227 nucleotides long. It is a transcript of the gene mettl22, whose product is annotated as methyltransferase 22, Kin17 lysine. The transcript has 11 exons. Bases 861 to 2024 code for a protein of 387 amino acids. Lineage: Eukaryota; Metazoa; Chordata; Actinopteri; Anguilliformes; Anguillidae. Gene Ontology annotation, molecular function: protein methyltransferase activity. Gene Ontology annotation, biological process: protein methylation. The record is from RefSeq and is a predicted model, not a curated record. Gene Ontology annotation, cellular component: nucleus.
UUGUAUGCGUGGAAGCUUAACACAAAGUGACAGUUUUCUUACAAACUACGCAGAUUUAUACCGAUCACGAAUGCCUCAUGUUUCAAAACGUAGCACAUAUAGCUAGGUUUUUAUACAGUAUUGCUAACGUAAAACAGCCAGCCAGCGUUAGCUACUAAAGUCAUGUCUUGUGUCAGCGUGGUUCAAAACAAUGAUUUACACGCACCUUCAGUCAGAUUAAACUGGAGUCGUGCAUCGCAUUCUACUCAUUGUUGGUGGUUCAACACUGCAAACAUGAAUCAAACUGUACAAGAAAACCGACGCAUUUUUUGACUGUUUUAAUUCGAUGCCUAAUGAGAUUGCUCAUGUUCAUAUACUGUGUCGGCUAUUAGUCUGCCAGACAGUCGUUUAGGUAGGAUAGGGAUAAGGAACUCCACACGAACCGAUUCACCUUAUUUUAGCUGGUCCUUAAUGCCGUUUAAUCUUUCAUUGUAGAAGUACUGUGGAUGAGCGGCCGUAAAGGUUUUAUUUUAUGACUUGACUUUAUUGAACACAUUCCUCAAGAUGUCAUUGGAUCUUUUAUUUAUUUAUUUUUUCUACAUUGCAGUCCGUAUGUCUUUGGACAGUGACAAUUUUUUAUUGUUUUGUCUCUACUCUGAAGCGCAGACUGUCAGCAUUAAUCUGAGGGUGUUUGCAGUCAUAAAGGGAGAUCUGUGUUGGAAGUAAAGCCCUUUUUAUUCAUAGUUCCUUCAUUGUAGGGGACCAAAAGUGAUUGGACAAUUUGCUGGUCAACUGUUUCUUGGCUAGCUGUGCGUCAUUAGUUCAUGGACAAGAAAGCUAGCAAAAGGCAUCCCCCCGCUACUUGACAUGUGAGGCUGGACAUGGACCAGGUGACCUUCUGCAGUGACACGGUGCUCUCGGACGUCCACCUGCUGCAUCCGAACGCCCGCCACCUCAUGACCCGCCUCAAUGCCGUGGGCCAGCCAGUUUUCAUUUCACGGUUUAAGAUCCUGUGGGACUGUGAGAAAGAAGACGACGCCGGUGACGGUGGCUCUGUGGUGGACGCCGCUGAGGACACUGGUGGUGUGAGAGGAGGAGGAGAGGAUGAGGAGCGAGUGAUGAGGGAGGAGUGCGGGGAUGGGGCCAGCGCUUUCUUGGAUGAGGACGGAGAUCUGGACGUGGCGCGGAGACCCCAAGACCCCGCCUCCGUGGAACAGGGCGUGGCCAGGCGCGAUGCCAUCUGUCCCAUCAUCCUGACCCAGGGAGGGGGGGCACCCGCUGACGCCGAGGAGGAGGAGGAGAGGCCCGGGGAGGAAGAGGAGCUCAGCAGAGAUGUGCUUACGAUUGAACAUACAAUGGCUACACCCUUAGAAGAUGUUGGGAAACAGGUCUGGCGUGGUGCUUUCCUGCUGGCUGAUUUCAUUCUCUCUCAGCCAAUGCUGUUCCAGGGAGCCACUGUGCUCGAACUUGGGGCUGGGACCGGAAUUACCAGCAUCGUUGCUGCAACACUGGCCAAAAGGGUUUAUUGCACAGAUGUGGGGCAGGAUCUCCUGAGCAUGUGUCAACACAAUGUGACAUUGAACAGACACCUGCUGGGUCCUGCAGGUGAUGGAGUACGAGUGCGUGAACUUGACUGGCUGGGAGACGAGCUCGGCACAGAGGCUGAAACGGAGUUCAGCUGGACAGAGGAAGAUGUGGCUGAUCUGCAUGACCAUGCAACCCUGGUGAUGGCAGCAGAUGUGUGCUAUGAUGAUGAGCUUACCAACGCCCUCUUCCGAACGAUAUACAGGCUCACCAGCCACUUCCGCAACCCAAGCACCGUUUACCUGUCCGUUGAAAAAAGGCUGAAUUUCACUCUUCGGCGCUUGGACGUGUCCUGCGAGGCGUAUGACCACUUCCGCCGUUGCCUGGACGACCUGCAGGACAUCGCCGAUGGCAAAAGCAGGUUCACGGUGGAGCGGGUUGCCCCUCAGUUCCCCCAGUUCUUCUACUAUGAGCGCAUAGAGCAGCUGGAGCUGUGGAAGGUCAUGGCAUCUCCCCUUUAAGGCAGUACCUUUGGGACGGCUGCAGAUAGGUGCUUGUAUUGCCCAUACAAGCUCGGAGAUGGAAAGUUCUGGAACUUUUCAACACUAGUGAAUACCAAUUCUAAACCACCAGGAUGGUUAAUGCUUUAUAAGUUGUGUGUGUUUUGUUUACAGGGGGUUUCUUUUAAAAUAUGUUUUUUUCUAUUACAAGAUGUUUUCUAAGC